Nezara viridula (southern green stink bug) is the source of this 3086-nucleotide messenger RNA. Lineage: Eukaryota; Metazoa; Arthropoda; Insecta; Hemiptera; Pentatomidae. The record is from the annotation of a GenBank genome assembly.
UGAUAGGUUAUGUCGCAUAGAUCUUAACAAAUGUAACGAAUCUAUGAUCUUAACGUCUAGAUGGAUCCAAUGGUUUCUUAACACUUUUUAUAUUAUAGUUCUAGUAUGAAUGAGUUUUAUGUUUUUUUAUUGUAGACGUCAGUAAUUGACGAUUUAACAUGGAUAUUAUGUUCUUCAAAAAUAAAAUUCUUACACCAGGCCAGUUAAAGCGACUGGCAGAGCACAAGUAUAGUUCUGAAAGUAUCAGUAUUUUGGAUCGCAUUUUACAACCAUGGUGGAAUUGGCUUGUUGGACAAGUACCAAUUUGGGUUGCUCCAAAUUUGAUAACAAUGGUUGGACUUUUUAUAAAUAUCAUCACAACACUUAUACUUGUCUGGUACAGUCCAGAUGCCCAAACUGAGGCUCCUAGAUGGACAUAUGUGUUAUGUGCCCUUGGUCUAUUUGCGUACCAGAGCCUAGAUGCUAUUGAUGGAAAGCAAGCUCGGAGAACAGGGUCUUCUUCGCCACUUGGUGAAUUAUUUGACCAUGGUUGUGACUCAGUUUCCACAGUGUUUGUAGCUGUUUCUGCAUGUAUCUCUGUUCAAUUGGGUGCUUAUCCUUCAUGGAUGUUUUUCCAAUGUUUCUGUGCUUUGACGUUGUUUUAUUGUGCUCACUGGCAAGCUUAUGUGUCAGGUACGGUAAAGUUUGGUAGAGUUGAUGUGACUGAAGCUCAGGUUACCAUUGUUAUUAUUCAUUUGAUAUCAGCUGUUUUUGGACCUGAAAUAUGGUCAUGGAAGUUGCCCUGGCUAGAAGCUGAAUUAAAACAGUGUGAAGUCAUAGUUGGCAGUGCAGUUGCUGUUUAUCUUUUUCAUCGAACCAUUUCAACUAUUCUCAAAGGAGGAAUUGGGAAAAAUGGAUCAUCCAUUGCCGGAACUAGUGUACUGUCACCUAUCAUACCAUUAAGUUUGGUUGUUGUACCAGCUUUUAUAAUAUGUCAUAAAAGUACUGAACUUGUUUAUGAAAAUCAUCCCGUCCUUUAUAUAAUGGCUUUUGGGUUAGUUGCUGCGAAAGUUACCAACCGUCUUGUUGUAGCACAUAUGACGAGAAACGAAAUGGAUUAUCUAGACACUUCACUGUUUGGCCCUACUAUGCUGUUUUUAAAUCAAUAUUUUAAUUUUUUUAUACGGGAAUAUGUAGUUUUAUGGAUUUGUUUGGUUUGGGUGCUGUUAGAUCUGUUACGCUAUUCUUACCAGGUCUGUCAUGAGAUUUGUGAUCAUAUGAGAAUAAAGCUAUUUUCUAUAACUCCUGUUACGAACCCCGUGGCAGCAAACAAAAAUGUUGAGGCGACCUUUCUGAGGAGCGAAGAUGGCACGCCUUUGCUGGAUGCUGAUGAUGAUGAAUAUAUCAUUUACGACGCAUCACUUUCUUGAAUGAGCUAUUUCUGUAACAUCAAUAUUCAUUGCCGAGCCAUGUAAAAAUAUCAUUUAGAAAAAUUAAGAUUCGCAGAAAGAGUUAUUUUUGAAUUAGAGUAUAUUUUUGAAUUAACAAAUAUUAUUAUCAUAAUGACUGAUUGUUUACUUUGAUAAUAUAUGUAUAUUUCAUUUUUUCCUAUAUAGUAGACUCUCUAUAAUUUGUGACAGACAGCAAGACUAUUAUAACUCUUUUUUUUCUUCUCAAAUUCCAUCAAUUACUGGAAAAUAAAAACGAGUUUCUAAUUGAUAAAUGAAAAUAAUUUAUGAUUAUAAAAAAAGUAUUGCCAUUUAUAACAAUUAUUUAAACGAAGUUAGAAAACAGUAAAACCUUGAUGGUUUUACAUCUAUUAAGCUAUACUUUUAUGUAUAAAUAAAUUGUAAUUUUAUCACCAACAUAUGUAUGCACUUUCUUCUAUGAACAUAUACAAUUACAUUGUUAAGAUUGUAUACAUUUUUCAGGUUAAAAAAAAUCUGUAUCUUCAAAGAUAUGUAUUACUUUUUAUUCAAAUUCAAUAGACAUACAUAUGUUGUAUGCAUGUAUUUAAACACAAAUUUAUUGUGAUAUUUCUUAUAUUUGGGCUAAGUAGCUUCUAGUGUACUUUCAUUUUAUAUAUUGCUUUCUUAAUUAUGUGCAUUUUUUUUAAAUGCAAACUUUUUUUUCUUUGGUUUAUUAAGGUAAAAUUUCAAUUUUUUUGGUGGGAGGGAAGGGAUAUUAAUUAGUAUUCUAUUUGUUUGUCUCUUAUUUUGUCCAGUGGCUGUCUGUUUAAUAUGUAUACUUAUUUAUAACAUAAUUGACCUCCUUACACCUCAACAAAUUAUCGGGAUUCUACUGUAUACAGUAUUCAGUUUUGAAUCAGCUACUAUAAAAUUUAGUCUAUUUUUUUAACAAAAAAUCUUUUUUUUAAUAAUUACAUAUAAGUUGGAAUACUAAGGGCAUGACAGUAUUUUAAAGAUUUUUUUUGGGUAACAAGUGAGUUAUUCAUUGAGGUACUUAGGUUAUUUGUCUAAACAAAUGUAAGAUAUACUUGCAUGUUUGGUUUUGCUGUAUUGUUUCUAUCUGCUCUGUGAUAUUUUUCUGAUUAGUGUAACGUUUGUUCUGUUUUGUUUAUUAAUAAUUUCAAUAUUUUUGUAUAUAAUGUAGUGUAUAAUAUAUAAUAAAAGUGUUUCAUUUGUAUUAUGCAUGUUGUACGAUCCUGUGUUUUGCCAAAUGAUGGGGGUGAUCCCUUGUGUUUUUUCAGAAUUUCAUGCUCUUCAUCUUCGCAAGUAUUCUGAUCAUCGUCCUCUCAUCACUUCAAGAAGUGCAGAAAGUAUUAUCAGUCUAGAAUCUCAGUACUGAAUAAAAUAAAUAUAUGUUUCUGAAGCCGCUGUGUUAUAAUUUAGUUUUGGAAAAAAAAAAAAAAACUGAUGUAAAUUGCAAAUAUAAUUGGUUUCAUGCCGAAGUUAAAAUAUUUCUCAAUAAAGUUAAGAAGAAAAAAAUCAAUUGAAAAUAGCCUUUUGAUGUUUCUCCCUGCUUGAUCCACUUUAUGCUGAUUCAUUUUAUUUUUUAAUUGAAAAUAUGUUGUUUUGUGUUUUAUGAGGAAUCUACUUGUCCACUCAAAAUACAUUUUAAUUUUAUGAAAUAAACUUAUAAUUUAC